GGCUGCUCGCGGGACUGAUCGAGUGAUCGGGUCACUCCGAGGAAGGUUCGUAAGGGGAGGGAGGUGACUUUGUCCCUGGUCUUUUGGGGGUGAACGACUGGCACGUAGGAAAUCAAAGUGGCGGUCCUAAGCGCGCUUUCCUGGAAGGGGGGUUCCCCUGCAUAAAGUUGGGUUUACUUCUGCAGAGACUUGCCUGGGAUUGCUCCCCAGCUGUGCCGUCAGGGCGUGAGUCCGUCUCAAACCGAAGUUGUCAGGUCGCUGAGUCGUAAGGAAAUCGCGAAGAUCUUGCAAAUUCAACACCGAACAGAAAUCUUAGGUUGAGCCUCGAGUGUUGCAAUCCUCCGGACUGUUUUUCAAACAUCCAAAAUGGCCGCGUGGGAUGUCGAUAAAGGUUUCCAGAAUUCCACUGGACCAGACGUGAACCCUGAUCUUGACACUGAAAGGAAAACUGCCUCCUUCAGCGUCGAGAGACUCACCAACAUACUGGAUGGAGGGGCUGAAAACACCCAGAUCCGGAGGAAAGUCAAUGCCGUCCUCCAGAGCGACCCAGAGUUUAGCAGAGAAAACCAGUACUUCCACAGCCAAAACGAGAGAUAUGAAGGUGCUGUCAGGAGAUCGCUUUACCUCUCCAAGAAGAUGGAUGAAAUGGGAUGGACCGCUGAUGGACCUGAACAGAAAUAUUGCUAUAGGGCUCUUGGUGACGACUUGGCAUUCAGCGUGCACAAUGUCUUCAUGAAGAGCAUUCUGGGGUUGGGCACAGACAAGCAGAUUGCCAAGUGGAUCCCCCUGGCAGAAAAGCAUUACAUAGCAGGAACGUAUGCCCAGACUGAAUUGGGACAUGGAACUUACCUUCGGGGUUUGGAGACCACGGCCACUUUUGAUGUUACCACUCAGGAGUUCAUCCUCAACACACCAAAGAUCUCUGCUAUGAAGUGGUGGCCAGGAGAUUUGGGAAGAACAGCAACACAUGCUGUGGUUUUUGCUCAGCUUUACAUUAAGGGAAAGUGUUAUGGGAUACAUCCCUUUGUGAUGCAGAUCCGCAGCCUCCAAGAUCACUCGCCAGCUCCAGGAGUAACAGUGGGGGACAUAGGUCCCAAAAUGAACUUUGCUCAGACUGACAACGGCUAUCUCAUGUUGAGGAAUGUUCGCAUUCCAAAGGAAAGCAUGCUGUCCCGGUUCUCUCAGAUCCUGCCAGAUGGCCAGUACAUCAAACAAGGAAGUGAGAAGAUUAACUACCUGACUAUGGUUGUGGUUCGUGUGUAUCUUAUUAGGACUGAAAUCUUGACCAUUCUGAUGAAGGCAUGCACCAUUGCUGUCCGAUAUUCUGUGGUGCGCCGACAGUCCGAGUUAAAACCUGGGGGCCCAGAGUCAAAGAUCCUCGACUAUCAGACUCAGCAACAGAAGCUGCUACCUCAGGUGGCCACUGCCUAUGCCUUCCACUUUCUUUGUGACUACUUGCAGGAAGUCUUUGACAGAGGCUAUGCUGAGACUAAAGAAGGGAAAUUUGACUUACUUCCAGAGCUUCACGCGCUCGCUUCUGGCAUGAAAGUGAUUGCUUCAGAUUUCAGCUCGGCAGGUGUGGAGGUGUGUCGGAGAGCCUGUGGGGGACACGGGUACUCUCUCCUCAGUGGCCUUCCUUCUUUGUUCACUAAAGUGGUUGCAUCUUGCACUUACGAAGGGGAAAACACCGUUCUCCUCCUGCAGACAGCCAGGUUUCUGGUCAAAUGCCUUGGGGCAGUGAAGGUCGGACAACCCCUUCCUUCAUCAGUUGCCUAUUUGUCUUCCACAAGCUCUGGGAAAUGCGGAGCCCAAGAGAAAAGAGAUUUCCUAAAUCCAGAUGUUUACACUGCAGCAUACAAGCAGAGAGCCUUCAGGAUGGUAAGAAAUGCAGCAAUCAAAAUUCAUUCUCUGAUUCAGUCGGGAACACCACAGCACGAAGCAUGGAACUUGUGCUCUGUACAGCUGGCACGGUCUGCUAUGGCUCACAGCCACUACAUUGUUGUGCAAAAUUUUGUCAACGCGCUGGAAAAAUUCGAAAAAGAAUUUCACAUCCAAAGGGUCCUGAAGCAUCUCUGUGACCUCUUUGCAUUACAUGGGAUCGUCUCCAAUAUGGGGGACUUCCUGAAGACCGGCCACCUAUCUGGAAAGCAAAGCGAUAUGGUGACUGAGUCUUACUUGGAUCUCUUGGCUCUCGUUCGGCCAGAUGCUGUUCCGUUAGUGGAUGCUUUUGACUUCUCUGAUGCAAAUUUGAAUUCGGCCAUUGGAUGUUACGAUGGUCAUGCUUAUGAGAGGCUUUUUGAAUGGGCUAAAAAGUCACCAACCAACAACCAGCAGGAUAACCAGACCUUUGAGAAGUACUUGAAGCCGCUUUUCCGGAACGCCCUGUCGAAGUUAUAGAAGACAGGAAUGGAGCCGAGGGAGGUGCGUUUGCUGCCGCCAUCGAAAUAACAGCACUUAACCAGAACUACAACAAAGAUGACGCAAUAGGUGCUUGCCAGAAAAGCCCAUCAAAAUGACCGGACAGGCGAGAGGUGAAAGGCAGUCAAGCAGCUGGCACACAAGAUAGGCUGUGUGUGUUCAUCACGUAGAUCACAUUUUUAUCUUAAUCUUCACAUAAGAAAUUGGGGUUCAAAGACUGCAGUUGAUGCUGAAGAAUCCCUUAGACUGGUCUUUUUAGGUCCAAAGAAAAGGUUGCAUAUAAACACACGACGCUGCCUUAUAUUGUCAGACCGCUGAUCAAUAUUGUCAUCUGUGACUGGCAGCUGCUCUCCAGUGUCUCAUGCAGAAUCUGCUGCCUGAUCCUUUUAACUGAAAAUGCUGGGAUCAGAUGGCUCUGACAUUGAUUUCCUACAUGUACGUAAAGCUGCCUUACGCAAAUCAAACCAUUGGUCUAUCUAUUCAGACUGGUGGCGGCUCUCCAGCGUCUCAGGUGGAAGACUUUGGAAUCACCUCCUACCUGAUCCUCUCAGCUGGAGGUUGAACCUAGGAUCUUCGCUACAAAUCCACAGCCUUCCCUCUCUCACAAACUGUUCCAGUGUAAUGGCUGCUGAUGGUUAAAUUCACAUACAAAAACUAACUGAUAGAAAGACUAAGGAUUUUUUGCACUUACAUAAAACACAUUUUGUGUUGGGCCAUAUAAAUAAAUCAUCUACUCAAGUGCCUAAAAAAAUAAGACUUUUUUUUAAAAAAACUGCAAGACGACGUUUAAAAAAUAGUCAAAACCUUUAUAUGUCAUUAGCUGGAAUUAACUGGUUAAUGCUGCUACAUUCCUAAAUCUCUCUCCAGUGGUUCUAAUAUAAUUGCUGCUAAUUGUUAAAUUCACCCAACCCGACCGACACACAAAAGGACAGAAAGGAACCUAAUGACCAUCCAAGCCGGCCUGCACCACUCUGCAUAUUAACAGCCAUAUAGGUUAAUUUGGCUUUGUAAUGGUUUAGGAAGUAAAUCGGCAUUCGUCUGGCUCGAAAAAGGGGAGGGGGAGAAAAAUAUUAUUCAGUAAUACAGAGCAUUGUGAAAUGUCUCAGGA
Molecule: messenger RNA, 3526 nt
Organism: Sphaerodactylus townsendi
Lineage: Eukaryota; Metazoa; Chordata; Lepidosauria; Squamata; Sphaerodactylidae
Product: peroxisomal acyl-coenzyme A oxidase 2-like
Exons: 15
Coding region: 367-2397 (676 amino acids)
Biological process (GO): lipid homeostasis; fatty acid beta-oxidation using acyl-CoA oxidase; very long-chain fatty acid metabolic process
Cellular component (GO): peroxisome
Molecular function (GO): FAD binding; fatty acid binding
Source: RefSeq, a predicted model, not a curated record